CCCGCGAUGGCCGCCAGCAGGUUCUCCACGCCGGUGGCGGCGGACAGCGGUGCGGCCUCGGACGCGUUCUGCUCGCUCUCGCCGGUGUUCAGCCCGAGGCGCCGGAGCCGCCUGCAGGAGAAGGAGGAGCUGCGCCAGCUCAACGACCGCUUGGCCACCUACAUCCAGCGCGUGCGGGCCCUGGAGGCCGCCAAGGCGGCGCUGCACCGCCGCCUGGUCCGCUGCGAGGAGAACGGCAGCCGCGACCUGCGCCUCCACCGCUGCGCCUACGAGAGCGAGUUGGCCGAGGCGCGCAGGGCGCUCGACCAGCAGGCGCUCCAGCGCGCCGCCCUGCAGGUGGCCCUAGACGCGCUGCGCGAAGAGCACAGGCAGCUGCUCGCCAGGAACUCUAAAAAAGAAAACGAUUUAAGUCUGGCCGUUGCUCGUGUAAGGGAUCUUGAUGCUCAGCUCAACUCCAAAGAGGCCGAAUUGAGGACAUCACUGAGCAGCCAACGAAGCUUAGAGAACGAUCUUCAACAAUCCAAAGACCAAAACGUCUCUCUCAAAGGCAUAGCGAAUGAGUCCAAAAACCAACUUCACAAUGAGAAAUUGAGGAUAGCGGAUCUGGAAAACCAAAUGAAAACUCUGCAAGAUCAAGUGACAUUUCUGAAGAACCUCCAUGAAGACGAGCUUAAGAGUAAGACGCGAUUCUAUGAGAGCAGGAUUCAAGAAAUAGAGUCUGGCCGUCAGCAGGAAUUUGAGAGGAAAUUGUUGAAUGCGCUCCAAGAGCUCAGAAAGGAGCACGAACAACGGAUCCAGGAAUACAAAGAUCAGAUGGAGCGAAACUUCCAGGCCAGAAUCGAAAACGUCCAGCUUUCUGCUGCAAAGAACAGUGAUUUUGCUAAUUCUACUCUGGAGGAGCUCACAGAAACAAAACUGAGGGUUGACACUCUGAUGUCACAGAAUGGUGCGUUGGAAGCCAGGAUACGAGCGUUGGAGGCCAGAAUCGGGGAGCUGCAGGAGACGAUUGACUUUGAACGGGACUCAUCAAAGAGGCGCAUAGCUGAAAAGGACCAGGAGAUGGUAAAAAUGCAACAGCAGAUGCAGGCUCAGCUGGAAGAGUAUGAGCAUCUAUUGGAUGUGAAGUUGGCUCUGGAUCUUGAGAUCAACGCCUAUCGGGCAAUGCUGGAAGGAGAGGAAGAGCGUUUAAAACUGUCCAGAACCUCCCCGGAAAGUGGCGAAACGCGGGCUACAAUCACUCAAGGCCAACGCCUCUUCCUGCAAGGAAAGAAAAGGAAACGGGCUUUCACCAGAAAGCAAGCUCACAGCACGUGUUUCAAAGUGGUCCAGCGCGCUUCAUCUUCAGGAAAUGUCUCCGUAGAAGAUAUUGACCCAGACGGGAAAUUCAUCAAAAUUCAGAACAAUUCUGAUAAGGUAUUUUGA
This is a messenger RNA of Elgaria multicarinata webbii, 1422 nucleotides long. Its product is annotated as lamin-L(III)-like. Lineage: Eukaryota; Metazoa; Chordata; Lepidosauria; Squamata; Anguidae. The transcript is spliced from 7 exons. The record is from RefSeq and is a predicted model, not a curated record. Bases 7 to 1422 code for a protein of 471 amino acids. Gene Ontology annotation, biological process: nuclear envelope organization; nuclear pore localization; nuclear migration. Gene Ontology annotation, cellular component: nuclear envelope; nuclear lamina. Gene Ontology annotation, molecular function: structural constituent of cytoskeleton.